ACACAGCCAAAACCGCCGCUCAGGAACAAGACGGCCUGCAAGAACAACAACAGCAGGAACAUCGGCGUCAAGAGUUUGUCGAGCAACAACAGCAGGAACGGUUGCGAUCAGCUACGGAAGCAGCAGCAGAAGCAGUUGGAGAGAGAGCAGCAAUUUCGGCCGUAUCAACAGCAGCAGCGGCAAGAGCAAAUACGUCAGGAGAGUCUUCUGCGACAGCAACAGGAAGAUUUGAGGAAGGAAGCGGAUGCCAUCAAUCGGAUGUGGGAACAGCAGUUGGAACAGGAGAGAAUUCUACGCGACCAGCAACAACAGCUAGCGGAUGGUCAAGGGGUCAUGCGACGACCAAGUCAUGCAGAGAGUCGAUACGUGAGCAACCUGGACAAUUCCUUCCAGACGCUCUACCGCAGUCGACGCAACUUCAUCCGAGAGAAUCGUAUUAUCCGCAUAGACCUUCUAUGA
This is a messenger RNA of Ochlerotatus camptorhynchus, 459 nucleotides long. RefSeq names its product serum response factor homolog A-like. The record is from RefSeq and is a predicted model, not a curated record. Lineage: Eukaryota; Metazoa; Arthropoda; Insecta; Diptera; Culicidae. The annotation marks the transcript as partial. The transcript has 3 exons.